Molecule: messenger RNA, 828 nt
Organism: Notolabrus celidotus (New Zealand spotty)
Lineage: Eukaryota; Metazoa; Chordata; Actinopteri; Labriformes; Labridae
Gene: yy1a
Product: YY1 transcription factor a
Exons: 3
Biological process (GO): regulation of transcription by RNA polymerase II
Cellular component (GO): transcription regulator complex; PcG protein complex
Molecular function (GO): RNA polymerase II cis-regulatory region sequence-specific DNA binding; DNA-binding transcription factor activity, RNA polymerase II-specific
Source: RefSeq, a predicted model, not a curated record
CAUAACUGGAGCAGUGUGGCGACGAGAGUAUGCUGGAGUAGAGUUGUUGUCGGAGAGGGAGGAGAAAGGCUGCGAGUAGACAGAAGGGAAAGCGAGAGUGUAAUAAAGAGCUAUCAGGCAGGAGGAAAUACAUUAUAAAUCAUGGCGUCGGGGGAUACCCUGUACAUAGAAACGGACGGGUCAGAAAUGCCAGCCGAAAUAGUGGAACUGCAUGAAAUCGAAGUAGAGACAAUCGAGACCACAGUUGUUGGAGACGACGGAGAACACCAGCCUAUGAUCGCCUUGCAGCCUCUGGACGAUCCACACUCCCUCCACCCGCACCAGGAGGUGAUCUUAGUGCAAACGAGAGAGGAGGUCGUGGGUGAGGAUGACUCUGAACUGCACACGGAUGAUGGUUUUGAGGACCAAAUCCUCAUCCCAGUACCCGCCGUUGAGGAGGACUAUAUCGAACAGACUCUGGUUACAGUCGCGGGGAAAAGCUCCUCGACAGGCCGGAUGAGGAAGCCUGGAAGCGGGAAGAAAACGGGCAAAAAGAGCUAUAUGAGCGGCGGAGACAUGGGCAGAAAGUGGGAACAGAAGCAGGUCCAGAUAAAGACUUUGGAGGGGGAGUUUUCGGUGACUAUGUGGGCAUCGGACGACAAGAAAGACAUAGACCAUGAAGAGCAAAUCAUAGGGGAAAACUCGCCUCCUGAUUACUCUGAAUACAUGACGGGGAAGAAGCUUCCUCCCGGAGGCAUCCCAGGCAUCGACCUGUCAGACCCAAAACAGCUGGCAGAGUUUGCACGAAUGAAACCACGAAAAGUAAAAGAAGACGAUGCACCAAGGACG